CAGCCGGGUGCUGGAAGUGGCGGCAUGGCGGCGGCGGGGCCGGGCGAGGCGGAGGCGGAGGCGCUGCGGGUCUUCACCGCGCUCGGGCUCAGCGCGGACAAGGCGCGCGAGACCCUGAAGAACGAGGCGCUGAGCGCGUUGCUGCGCCAGGCCGCCGCCCAGGCUCAGGGCGCGCUGGGCCCCGCCAUCGACCGGGCGACCGGGACGCUGCUGUACAACGUGGCGUCGCGCCUCAAGGACCCCAAGCGCCUUGGCUUCCUCGUGGGCUGCGUCACCAGCAAGAAGAUCGUCACGGACCUGCAGCUCAGCGCCGCGCUGGACUAUGUGAAGAGCCACCCGCUCGACCCCAUCGACGUGGCCGACUUCGAGCACACCUGCGGCGUGGGCGUGGCUGUGACCCCCGAGCAGAUAGAGGAGGCGGUGGAGGCUGCCAUCAGCAAGCACCGUGCGGAGCUGCUGGCUGAGCGCUAUCGCUUCAACAUGGGGCUGCUGAUGGGGGAGGCGCGCAGCAGGCUGAAGUGGGCGGACGGGAAGAUCAUCAAGAACGAGGUGGACUUGCAGGUGCUGCACUUGCUGGGCCCAAAGACGGAGGCCGACCUGGAGAAGAAGCCAAAGGCUGCCAAGGCCAAGCCAGCCGAGGUGGAGAAGAGGCGUAAGGCAGCCGUAGCGGUGAACGGGGCUGAGAGCCUGGAGGAGCGGUCGCUCAUGGAGCAGCUACGUGGCGAGGCUCUCAAGUUUCACAAGCCGGGCGAGAACUACAAGGCAGACGGCUACGUGACCACGCCUCACACCAUGGCCCUGCUGAAGCAGCACCUAGAGAUCACCGGCGGGCAGGUGCGGACGCGGUUCCCACCAGAGCCCAAUGGCAUCCUGCACAUCGGCCACGCCAAGGCCAUCAACUUCAACUUCGGCUAUGCCAAGGCCAACGACGGCAUCUGCUUCCUGCGCUAUGAUGACACCAACCCCGAGAAGGAGGAGGAGAAGUACUUCACGGCCAUCCGGGAGAUGGUCGAGUGGCUGGGCUACGAGCCAUAUGCGGUGACGCAUGCGUCUGACUACUUUGACCAGCUCUAUGCCUGGGCCGUGGAGCUCAUCCAGAGGGGCCAUGCCUACGUCUGCCAUCAGAAGGUGGAGGAGAUCAAGGGCCACAACCCGCCACCCUCGCCGUGGCGGGACCGGCCGGCGGAGGAGUCACUCCUGCUCUUCGAGGGUAUGCGCAAGGGGAAGUUUGAGGAGGGCGAAGCCACACUUCGCAUGAAGCUGGUGAUGGAGGACGGGAAGAUGGACCCCGUUGCCUACCGGAUCAAGUACACACCGCACCACCGCAGCGGGGAUGCCUGGUGCAUCUACCCCACAUAUGACUACACUCACUGUCUGUGCGACUCCAUCGAACACAUCACCCACUCGCUCUGCACCAAGGAGUUCCAGGCCAGGCGCUCGUCCUACUUCUGGUUGUGCAACGCCCUGGACGUGUACUGCCCCGUGCAGUGGGAGUAUGGGCGUCUGAACCUCCUCUACACCGUUGUCUCCAAGCGCAAGAUCAUCAGGCUGGUGGAGACGGGUGCUGUCAGGGACUGGGACGACCCACGGCUCUUCACACUGACAGCGCUGCGGCGCCGAGGCUUCCCUUCCGAGGCCAUCAACAACUUCUGUGCCCGGGUGGGGGUGACGGUGGCCCAAGCAACAAUGGAGCCACACCUGCUGGAGGCCUGUGUGCGGGAUGUGCUGAACGAGCAGGCGCCUCGUGCCAUGGCUGUGCUGGACCCACUCAGAGUCACCAUUACCAACUUCCCAGCUGCAAAGGCUUUGGAGGUCCCAGUGCCCAAUUUCCCAGCUGAUGAGACCAAGGGUUUCCACCAUGUGCCCUUCCUGCCCACCCUCUACAUCGAGCAGAGUGACUUCCGGGAGGUGUUGGAGAAGGGCUACAAGCGCCUGACUCCUGGGCAGCCGGUGGGGCUGAGACACACGGGCUACAUCAUCGCCGUCCAGAACAUCAUCAAGGAUGCCAGCGGGCAUGUGACUGAACUGGAGGUGACCUGCACACGGUCGGACGCCGCGGAGAAGCCCAAGGCCUUUAUCCACUGGGUGUCAGAGCCGCUGGUCUGUGAGGUUCGGCUCUACGAGCGCCUCUUCCUGCACAAGAACCCAGAGGACCCUGCGGAGGUGCCGGGCGGAUUCCUAAGUGACCUCAACCCCGACUCGCUGCAGGUGGUGGAGGAUGCCCUGGUGGACCGCUCUGUGCGGGUGGCGCGGCCCUUCGACAGGUUCCAGUUUGAGCGCCUGGGCUACUUCUCGGUGGAUCCCGACAGCACGGAGGAGAAGGUGGUAUUCAACCGCACCGUGACCCUCAAGGAGGACCCGGGCAAGGCCUGAGUGGCCGAACCCACCGCUGCUGCCCUGGUGCCGGCGUCUGCACAGGAGCGGCCCCUUCCACUGGCCUGGGCACGGGCACGGGCAGGGGCAGGCGCUCGGCCAGACCCAGGCCCUGCACAAGCGCAAGAGCCACAGCUGCCUUAAUGCGGGGCCGCUCGCCCGCUCCACCACCUCCCUCAAUAAACCUGAGCACUGCA
Molecule: messenger RNA, 2570 nt
Organism: Alligator mississippiensis (American alligator)
Lineage: Eukaryota; Metazoa; Chordata; Crocodylia; Alligatoridae
Gene: QARS1
Product: glutaminyl-tRNA synthetase 1
Exons: 24
Coding region: 25-2373 (782 amino acids)
Biological process (GO): translation; glutaminyl-tRNA aminoacylation
Cellular component (GO): cytoplasm; cytosol; aminoacyl-tRNA synthetase multienzyme complex
Molecular function (GO): ATP binding; glutamine-tRNA ligase activity
Source: RefSeq, a predicted model, not a curated record